AUGGUUGGUUUAUCUACUCUUGGGGUCUUCGUGCGCGAUGCUCUAAUCUGGAGCUGUCUCUCGUCCACCUUGAUCUCACCCGCGACGGCGGCGACGCCAUCUCCCCCAGCCCUCUCGUUCCUCUACACGGCAUACGCCCAAUGCGCCGGUAACCUGAUGGAAACCGACGGGCCCCGUGGCAUUCGCAAGGCAAUCCCCAUCGUCGGGGGGAACUUCACCGGCCCCCGUCUAUCAGGUAAAAUCCUCGACGUAGGUGCCGACUGGGGCCUGGUUGAUCCCAAGACCAAUAUCUUCUCCGCGGACACGCGGUAUAACCUGCGCACCGACGACGGCGAGAAUAUCUUUGUCCAGACCUCGGGUCCAACGGCGCCACAAGGAGGAUUGCAUCUGCGAUUGGUCUUUGAGACGGGGAGUAGGAAGUAUUACUGGCUGAACAAUAUUAUCGAUGGCGAGCGACUGGAACUCUACAACUUUCGUUGA
Aspergillus terreus NIH2624 is the source of this 480-nucleotide messenger RNA. RefSeq names its product DUF3237 domain-containing protein. NCBI's taxonomy places the organism in Eukaryota, Fungi, Ascomycota, Eurotiomycetes, Eurotiales, Aspergillaceae. The record is from RefSeq and is a predicted model, not a curated record. The transcript is spliced from 3 exons. The coding region runs from base 1 to 480 and encodes 159 amino acids.